Zerene cesonia (dogface butterfly) is the source of this 2028-nucleotide messenger RNA. RefSeq lists its product as uncharacterized. Bases 1 to 2028 code for a protein of 675 amino acids. The transcript has 17 exons. The record is from RefSeq and is a predicted model, not a curated record. NCBI's taxonomy places the organism in Eukaryota, Metazoa, Arthropoda, Insecta, Lepidoptera, Pieridae.
AUGUCGCCAAGCAGCGCUGACACGUUGGCAAUAAUAAGGGAAGAGCAGGUGACACCAGCCGACUCCAACAUCAUGCAUCAGGACAAAACUGAUGAUGCACAGGAUUUGGUGGACGCAUGUCCGUGCAAAGGUCGGAUAAUUCAUGACCUUGAGGAGAAACAUCAUAAAGAAAUACAGAAGCUACUAAAAGAAAAGGAGGAAGCGCUAACAGCCGACUUUCAAGAACGUAUGGAGAAGGAAAUAAAGCUAUUGAAAGAGAGAUUUGACUAUAUCUUACAGAAUGAACAAAUACGUACAUCCCAUAUGAUGCGAGAAGCACACAGGGAGAGAAAGGAAAAAAUAUCAGCUCUUCAAACUCAGUUGGAGUGUAAGAACUUGGCCGGUCUGAUGUUUGUCAUGUGCUCUGAAAGGAGGAAGAGCAAAUUGGAGAAGUUGAGAAUAGUCGAGGAUUACACGAGGUACAUAAACACCUUGCAACAUAUUCUGUCCGAGAGUCAGGAUUUAAUUCUAAACCUAUCUAGAGGGUAUAAAACUGCCGCUAGAGUAGACCACGAAUGGAAAACUAAGAUGAACAAAGUUAUACAAGAGUUCCAAAACUUUGUAUACCAUUACGCUGGUGGGACUCCCGAGACGAACCAGUAUUUUUUCGAUCUACCUUCAUUGAUGCGAACAAAAGCUCCAAUUAAAGAUGAUCCUAAAGAGGAUCCGUGUGAAACUGAAGAAAAUAAUGAAGAAGAAUCAGAUGGGGCUCAAGAACAAAAUUGGUGGGAAAUGCUCGAUGGGGACAACCCACCGUUUAUAAUAUUUGGUGAUAUGGCUGAGUUCCAGCCACCACAGAGGAGGGAAGUUUUGAAGAAUGUAAAGGCCGUUAAAACUGCACCACCUAAAUGGAAAGACUAUGUAUUCAGCGACAUGUUCCUGCAUUCGAACUGUUUGCAUCUCGAUACAAUCAAAGACGAAUAUCUGAAGUAUCAACCAACUGGUGCUAAGUGGGAGUGUCAGAAUGUACAGACGGAGAGACAAUCAUUCAAAUUUAGCUCAGAUACAAGUCACCAUCGACCCAACGCCAGUGUAGACGUGAGAGGUACUAUGGGUUCCAUAUUAAAAAUUAUCACUUCAAGUGUGCUACCUCAGGCUUUAACGAAAGCUACAUUACUUGGCGCCAGGGACUCUAUGGAAAUUGCUUCUACUACGAGACUGCGAGAAAGGCACAGACAGUCAGCCGAACCUGCAAAAGUUGUCUUGAAUGUGGGAAAAAGAAUAGAUUCGCUUUUUAGUGAAUCGCACGAAGAGGACCACGAUGAAGAACUACAUACGAAAGAUGCAUCUCCUAAAGCAGAGGACGAAGACAAUGGUGAUGAAUCAGUGUCAGCUUUGGGGAGCUUACACAAUGAUAGCAUGGAUGUGAUAGCUAACCAUGUGCCUGACAGAGACCACACAAUUCAUUACGAAAAGACUUGUCCAAUGGAAAAAUGCCAACGUAUGAAGAUGGACUCAUUCAUAAGAACUCUACCGCCAUACAUGCAUGCGAACCCGUUCACGCACUUUGAGCAAACUUUUGACGAAUACGAGCCAUGCACACCUGAACAACUUGAGAUCCUCAAAAAGAGGAUUGAAGAUAAGACCAAAAAGGAAAAAGUAGAUUUCGACAUAACUGGAGAAAAUCCUCUAUCUGAUUGGCCCAAUCCCAUUGAUGGGAUAGCAAUACAGACCUCGGAUACAUCUCUUUCACUCCCACCAUGUACUUGCUGGGAGAGAGACGAAACAGUAUCAACCGUUUCAAGCAUACAGCAUAUCUUUAAUUUGGCGGAUUUACUACCAGUUAAAGAGAAGCUUGACCAAAUAAACCAAGAGUGCUUUUAUCACGAUGGCAUUGACUUCAACAGAUUCGAAGUUAUUGGCCAGGGCAGUGACCAUAAUGUCGAACUUGAUGAAACCACCUUCGCCGAAGACCGAGUCGCUCAAAUAAGAAAAAUUUUGAGACAUCACCCCAGCUUAUGUGAAAUAUUUCAAGCCAAUAUUCGUUAA